Molecule: messenger RNA, 626 nt
Organism: Schistosoma turkestanicum
Lineage: Eukaryota; Metazoa; Platyhelminthes; Trematoda; Strigeidida; Schistosomatidae
Source: the annotation of a GenBank genome assembly
CUCAAUUGGACUUGUCGGAUCGAGCAUUGUGCUCAUCUACACAUUAGCUAUUCAGCUCGUAACUUACACAUACGUCGGUCAUGUGCAUACGGUUAGGGUUCGUUCGGGCUUUAUCAAUCGGCACUUAAUAUAACUAAUUUGUUUUUGGAACACUUAGAACGCAUACCCGUCUCAUCAUAAAGUACAGAUCUAGAAUGACUUCAGUUGAAAUCAAUUCACCUUCAUAUAAAUUAAAAUGGGAAGAAAUGAAUUCAAUGGAAAAUUCUUAUUCUAAAGAAAAACCACAUUAUCCUACUAGUUCAUUAUCACCGAAUUUACGACAAACUCAAUUGAAUUUCUCACCAAAUUAUCAAUUCAUAAAACUAACUGAGAAACAAUGUCAUCAUCAUAAUGAUGAUUUUACUAGUAAGACGACUGUCAAUCAAUCGACUCAACAUCAUUCAUCUACUCAAACCUCGAUUACUUCACAUGAACCAUUGUCAUUGUCAACUGUAUCUUCAAUGAUUAUUACUAGUCCUAAUCGAAUUAUGAAACAAACUAUUCUUACGGAAACUGGAAUUUCACCAGUAGGUAAUGUAUUUAAGAAACCAAUAAGGAAGAAAAAAGCUGGUACUAAUAAAAAGUGA